Molecule: messenger RNA, 488 nt
Organism: Arachis ipaensis
Lineage: Eukaryota; Viridiplantae; Streptophyta; Magnoliopsida; Fabales; Fabaceae
Biological process (GO): negative regulation of transcription by RNA polymerase II
Cellular component (GO): histone deacetylase complex; chromatin
Molecular function (GO): transcription corepressor activity
Source: RefSeq, a predicted model, not a curated record
UAGGGUUAAUAAUGAAGAAGGAACGUGUUCCAUAUCCGGGUGUAGUACGGCCAAGAUUUAAACCCAAUACCCGUCCAAAUAACAAAAUUGAGCCUGAUGCGUCUAUACAACGCCGUCAACUUUGGACAAACAUCAAGGCUCGGCUCAAAUACAAUUUGGAUUUUUACGACUGGCUUCGAAACAAAGUAAGAAAGUACGAAAAUGGAACAAAGUCUAUCACCAAACUAAGUUCAGAUGCUGCUGUACUCAUGCGAGGUCAUCCAGAUCUUAUUAACGAGUUUAACAAAUGGAUUCCCAUGACUCCUCAAGAUUCAUGCACAUUACUCUCCCAUCACCUCGCAGCAACACAUUUGGAGAACCGUGAUUUGCAGGAUAAAGGCUUGGAUGAAAUAUCUUUCGAUUCAUAUAGUGAUCCCGAUACUGAAACCGAGGACAAUGAUUGGAUCUCGUGGGUGACAAGGUUAUUCUCUAUUUAUUUUUUUCUUUAA